Aspergillus terreus NIH2624 is the source of this 2340-nucleotide messenger RNA. RefSeq names its product BRCT domain protein. The transcript is spliced from 6 exons. Bases 1 to 2340 code for a protein of 779 amino acids. NCBI's taxonomy places the organism in Eukaryota, Fungi, Ascomycota, Eurotiomycetes, Eurotiales, Aspergillaceae. The record is from RefSeq and is a predicted model, not a curated record. Gene Ontology annotation, biological process: mitotic DNA replication checkpoint signaling; DNA replication initiation; mitotic G2 DNA damage checkpoint signaling.
AUGGCAGUGAAAGCUGUCUCAAACAAGGAGCAUCCUCUUGCGGGGGUGGUCCUUUGCUUCACCUCCAUUCUCCCAGAGCAACGGACUGAGCUAGCCACGAUCGCAAGUCAGAUGGGCGCAACCCACAAGUUCGACCUUACGUCCGAUGUUACUCACUUGAUCGUCGGCGAGACAAAUACUCCAAAGUAUAAGUUCGUUGCGCGAGAAAGAUCAGAUGUUGUUGUUCUCAAACCGGAGUGGAUCGAGGCUGUGCGCCAGUCAUGGAUGCAAGGCGACGAUACGGACAUUCGUGCCCUGGAGGAGCUACACCGACUCCCAACAUUCGCCGGUUUGUCGAUAUGUAUAACUGGCUUCGAGGACAUGGCUUUCCGGAACUACAUCCAAAACACGGCCACCGCCAAUGGAGCCGAGUUCAGAAAGGACCUAACGAAGAGUGUCACGCAUCUGAUAGCGCGCAGCCCCGAAGGCCAGAAAUACAAGUUUGCGACGCAAUGGAAUAUCAAGAUUGUUACCAUGAAAUGGUUCACCGACAGCCUAGAAAGAGGCAUGACUCUCGAGGAGACGCUGUACGAUCUUCAUUUGCCAGAAGACCAACAGGGAGUUGGAGCAUGGAACCGGUCAUUGCCUCCAGUAAAAGAGAAGCCUGUAGAAAAUGCAAGCUCCUCGAACCCACGUCCACGCAAACUGCGCCGAAUUGCAAGCGCUAAGCUGGGCGAUCAGAACGAAGGAAUCUGGGGAGAUAUCGUGGGUGGUGGUUUUGACAACCCGGACUUUAGGCGAUCCACCGGCAGUCAGCCGAGAAGCGAUAGCCAACCUCUUCGGAGAAAUGCAUCCAUAAUACAGGAAGUCAAGUCAUUUGCCAGUGAGAGUACCUUUCUGGAGCCCCAAGCAUCCCGUCCACAAAGUGCGGAGCCGACAUUGAAUUCGAGUGACGGGUUUCUCAGAGAGACUUAUUUCUAUAUCCAUGGAUUUUCCUCCAAGCAGACAAAUGUACUCCGCCACCAUUUAUCAUUCAACGGGGCCAAGAUAGUGGGCACCCUGAAUGAAUUCUCCAGACCUGAUAUUCCUAAGCGAGGACAUGGUCUCUACACUAUUGUCCCGUACAAGAUGCCUCGCAAUCAGAUACCCUCUACCGAUGACUUGGCAUUCGAAUGCGAGAUAGUGACCGAUAUGUGGCUGGAACGAUGCCUGGAUGCAAAAACAUUAGUACCGCCAGAAACUCAUGUGGCAAACACUCCGGUCCCCAGCUUUCCUAUCAAGGGUGAGUCCUGCGUUCCUGGUGCUUCGUAUAACGAAUACUUGACCCCGAGUGCGUCGAUCUUGGUCUGCAACAACGCAGGGCCAGUGAACAACGAAAAGCUCCGACAUACGCAAGAAUGGGGCGUGCCCGCCGUUUCUGCAGAUUGGCUAUGGGACUCCAUUCGGAGACAGCAAAAGCAAGCAUUGGAGCCGUAUGCUAUUCGCAAACCGCCCUCUCAAGGCAGCAAGGAUCUAGAAAUGCGAGCUGGCCCUCGCCCAGAUCAGCAGAAGCCACAAUCACAGACCAAUGGCAGCAAUCACUCCAAGAGUGCACAAAGCAGGCAUACUUCGCCGAAUGUCACCGCGAAUGGAACGAACAGAAGCUCCUCGCCUGACAACCACAAGACCACAGCACUCGACACUCCCCCGCGAAAGGAAAGGCCCGUUACCACACAGAAGGCUCCAAACCAGCCGCCCUCAAAUCCCCAAUCCCCAACAAAGGAACGAAACCCCACAAAUUCACAUCUGUCGCCUGCAAAGCGCCGCAUUUCAGAUGAAUCCACCAACUCCGCUGCCCAGUCCAUUGACCUCACGAUCAGUGGGUUCCUGAAGCAGGCGCAGGCAGCGAGCUCGCGCUCAACGUCAGAAACAGGCGAAUCCAAUCGCCUAAGACGAAGAAAGCCGCUGCUCGGGCGAGCGCCCUCUCUCCGCACAGCCGAGCAAAAGGGCAUCUCCCGCGCUAGCUCCAUCGAUACCCUCAAUGACGACGGAUGCGGCAGCGCCAUCGAUAGCGUCAAUACGGACGGGAUUGCGUCUUUUGUCAACAGCGGAAGAUUCGAAUUUGCCCCAGGAGACCGUCCAGUCGAGGAGGAUGAGACCCAGUCUCCUCCCAUGACGCAACUGAACUAUGAGGAUCCAGAUGCCGUCGCGAUGAGGGAGAAAUUCCUCCAUCAUGCCGGCAAGCUCGUUGAGAAGAAACCAACUGCGGAUGCGACGCUGGUUAUGGGACAGGUGAGAGAGCUCGAGAAUCCCGGAUGGGGCUCGGGACGAAGAACAAGGAACGCACAUAAGGCCGCGAAUGAUUUAAAUAAUGACUUUUGA